AGCUGAGCUGAAAGAGAAAGAAAGACUUGAGAAAGAAGAACAACUUCAAAAAGAAAGAGCUGAGAAACAAGAGGCAGAAAGACUGGAAAAAGAACGUUUAGCUAAAGAGGAACAAAUUAAGAAAGAAGAAGAACGACUUCAACAAGAGAAAUUGGCAAAAGAAGAGGCUGAAAAACAAAGACUUCAAUAUGAAGAGGAGUUAAAAAGGAAACAAACCAUUAACAACAAACAAGCAGUGUAUUCAAACAAUAUAGUGAGAGACGAGAGUGAAUAUCGAAUGCGAGAAACUAUCAAAAUGAAACAGCAGCAACGGGAAAGUAUAACAGAAGCUGCAAAGAAGAAAGAGACUCAGCGACUGACUACAAUACAAGAAAGACUUCAAAAGGAAAUCUUACUUAGACAACAACGUGAGGAACAAGCAGAAAAGGAGAGUCUUGACAAAGAAAUAGAAGCCGAGCAAAGUCGAAGAGCGACGCCCAUCAUAUUCAAGUCGAAACCCGAGUCGAAUGUGAGGAGUCCACAGAAAAGCACCGAAGAAGAAACGGAAUCGAUGACUUCCGACCACAAGAAAAGCCUUGAAAGGAAGGAAGAGGAAGCUAAAGUCGAACAGCUGUUAGCGGAAAAUGAUCGACUUGAAAUGGAAAACAAAAUUGCUGUUAAAAAGGCUGAAGAAGAAAAAUUGGUUAGCAUGCAGUGGGAUGAAGGGUAUGAAAGUGACUCAAAUAGCCAAAGCUCACGUGUCGAAUUGAGCGAUGACGAAGACUUUGAACUUGAAGGAAUGAUCAAUAAGUCUGAGGACGAACGAAAGGAACAACUGAACCAAAUUCGAAAGAGCAGAACAACAAAGAGCAUCGACGUUUAUAAACAACAAAACGAUAUGAUGAAAGAAGUCGCGAAGGAGGAGGACGAGAGUUUGAAAGAGAACGAAGACAAGGUACGUUCUGCUGAGGACAAGAACUCACCGAAGAAUACGCAGAGUACAUCGGUCGAACAAGUCGAGAAAAACAGUGAAGACGAAAAGAAAGAGAAAAUCGAAAAGAUGGAAAGUAUAAAUCCCGUCGAACGGAUCCAAGACGAAAUCAAAAAGAGGCGAGACGUUGAUUCACUCAUGGACGAGUAUCGUGACACAAUCAGAGUGUGGAUUCGUAUGACCUGUUAUAGUGUGAAAUAUGACAGUACAAUCCAUGGGAUGUCUGCACUCAAUUUCAACUCUAAAGUGUGCGGUAAAGAGAAUAUAAUGAUCAUCGUUAUAACGACAGAAGGGUAUUCGUUUGGCGUCUUUAGUAAGAAACCAUUACCAAAAGCUCCAAAGAAAGGAUACAAAUACGUGAAAGACGAUAAAGACUUCUUUGUGUUCUCGUUGAAGUCGCCGAGUGGAAGUGAGGCAACUAUGGUGAAGAGAAAGAAGAAGGGAAAGAGUGUGUGUAUAUGGGCGAAUAACUGUCGUGCGUAUUCAUUCACUGUUAAACGAUUUAUUCGAGUCACUCCCAGCGUAGAAGGGUCACAUUUCAUUCCAAAUUUGUAUGGAAAAGAGUACAACGACACGAUGAAGAGAGGAUUUUCUUUUUACACAGGGAGUGUGAACUUCUCUGUGGAUAAAAUUGUUGCGUUACAGUGGUCAUAA
This is a messenger RNA of Entamoeba invadens IP1, 1624 nucleotides long. Its product is annotated as M protein, serotype 5 precursor, putative. The annotation marks the transcript as partial. The transcript has a single exon. The record is from RefSeq and is a predicted model, not a curated record. NCBI's taxonomy places the organism in Eukaryota, Evosea, Mastigamoebida, Endamoebidae.